This is a messenger RNA of Prunus armeniaca (apricot), 1725 nucleotides long. NCBI's taxonomy places the organism in Eukaryota, Viridiplantae, Streptophyta, Magnoliopsida, Rosales, Rosaceae. The record is from the annotation of a GenBank genome assembly.
AUGUAUCGAAUAGCUUCAAAAUUAGCGUCUUCCGUCGCUUCUUCUACUUCCAGGAAAUUGGUAUGUAGUAGGGUUAUAUGUAAUAGGAAUUAUGUGGCAAAAGAUAUCAGUUUCGGGGUUGGGGCUCGCGCCGCUUUGUUGCAAGGUGUCUCUGAGGUGGCAGAGGCUGUCAAAGUUACAAUGGGACCAAAGGGUCGAUAUGUGAUAAUUGAGAACAGUCACAAGGAUCCAAAGGUCACAAAGGAUGGUGUUACAGUUGCGAAAAGCAUUAGUUUCAAGGGAAAGUACAAGAAUGUGGGUGCCGAUCUUGUGAAGCAGGUUGCUAAAGCUACUAAUACUACUGCAGGAGACGGUACGACUUGUGCAACUGUCCUGACCCAAGCAAUACUCACAGAAGGUUGCAAGUCAAUAGCUGCUGGGGUAAAUGCAAUGGAUUUGCGCAUUGGUAUCAAUAUGGCAGUUGAUGCUGUUGUUUCUGAUCUGAAAAGCAGAGCAUUGAUGAUAAGCACACCAGACGAGAUUACACAGGUUGCUACUAUUUCUGCAAAUGGUGAACGAGAGAUUGGAGAGCUGAUAGCAAGAGCAAUGGAGAAAGUGGGGAAGGAAGGAGUCAUUACUGUUGCCGAUGGGAAUACUUUGGAUAAUGAAUUGGAAGUGGUGGAAGGGUUGAAGCUAAGCAGAGGCUACAUUUCUCCUUACUUUAUCACUGACCAAAAGACUCAGAAAUGUGAACUGGAAAACCCACUGAUCCUCAUUUAUGAAAAGAAAAUUUCGGACCUGAAUUCACUUGUGAAAAUACUAGAGCUGGCAGUAAACAAACUUAGACCACUUCUUAUUGUGGCCGAGGAUGUCGAAGGUGAUCCACUUGCUAUGCUAAUACUCAACAAACAUCAUGCUGGGGUUAAGGUUUGUGCUAUCAAAGCUCCUGGUUUUGGGGAAAACAGGAAAGCUAAUUUAGACGAUCUCGCUGUUCUUACUGGGGGAGAGGUUAUCACCGAAGAUCGUGGUUUAACUCUCGACAAAGUCCAGUUUGAAAUGCUUGGUACUGCAAAAAAGGUGACUGUCUCUCUUGACGACACCAUCAUUCUACAUGGAGGUGGGGAUAAGAAACAGAUUGAAGAAAGAUGUGAGGAGUUGAGAACAGCAAUGGAGAAGAGUACCGCCAUGUUUGACAAGGAGAAAGCACAGGAGCGGCUGUCAAAGCUAUCUGGUGGAGUUGCUGUUUUCAAGGUUGGAGGGGUUAGUGAGGCAGAAGUCGGGGAAAGGAAAGAUAGGGUAACAGAUGCUUUAAAUGCUACAAGAGCAGCUGUGGAAGAGGGUAUUGUGCCAGGUGGUGGUGUUGCUCUCUUGUAUGCUACAAAAGCUUUGGAUAACCUUCACGUGCAAAAUGAAGACCAAAGAAGAGGAGUACAAAUAAUCCAGAAUGCUCUUAAGGCACCUACGUUCACUAUAGUUUCAAAUGCUGGUUUUGAUGGUCCACUGGUUCUUGGUAAAUUGUUGGAACAAGAUGAUCCUAAAUUGGGUUAUGAUGCGGCCAAAGGGGAAUACGUUGACAUGGUGAAGGCUGGCAUCAUAGAUCCUCUGAAAGUCAUUAGAACCGCCUUGGUAGAUGCUGCCAGUGUUUCGUUGCUGUUGACAACAACUGAGGCAGCUGUGGUGGACAAACCAAAUGAGAAAAAACCUCCCAGCCGUGUGCCAGAUAUGGAUGCUUUGGGAGGCUACUAA